Gigantopelta aegis is the source of this 3257-nucleotide messenger RNA. Its product is annotated as NAD(+) hydrolase sarm1-like. NCBI's taxonomy places the organism in Eukaryota, Metazoa, Mollusca, Gastropoda, Neomphalida, Peltospiridae. Bases 108 to 2801 code for a protein of 897 amino acids. The transcript has 11 exons. Gene Ontology annotation, cellular component: dendrite. Gene Ontology annotation, biological process: signal transduction; response to axon injury; negative regulation of MyD88-independent toll-like receptor signaling pathway. The record is from RefSeq and is a predicted model, not a curated record. Gene Ontology annotation, molecular function: protein binding; NAD+ nucleosidase activity; signaling adaptor activity.
UGAUAACUGGGUCAAUGAUGAAUAUUUUAUAUGACAUUACAAUGAUUACGAAAUCACAACAUAAACAGAGAAGAAAAUACACCACCUCUGGUUAAUAUGAACAGUCUAUGGACAACAUACCAGAAGAUGGUACCAUAAUGGAGCCACCAACUCGUUCGCGACACAUCUCUGAUCCGAGUAUUACGUACUUAAACAUGAGCAAGACCGUGAAGGAAGCUGACCUCUGCCAGCCCUUUGAAAGGACCCAGUCGGACGCAGCCCUUAUUAAGGAGCAGAUGAACCGACAUGUCUUCAAGGGGUCGGCGUCGCUGGAUAACUAUGACGGAAACGACAGCCACCUGUUGAAGGCUGACGCCAAUAACCAGAUUUCUCUGCGUUCAAAAGUCUACAUGGACUUGUCCUGCAUGGCUGACAGGGAGGAAAAGGAGGAAAGUAGAGACAGGAAGUUGAGUGCCAGACGCAGUCAGGUUUUGGAACCAAUUCCACAAGAUGACUCAGAAGACCAUGAUGAAGACGACACCGAUUUUCGAAUGUGUCUCAAUUUCUGUGCCAAAAACCGACCGCUUCUUGAGAACGACACUGACAACAGCAGCACCGGUCCCCCUUCCCCCGACGAGGACGACGCCCCCACCGGGUCCUUCUGUUCGAAGUACCCGUUCCGGUUCCCACACGGCUUCAACCAGAUCAAACACAGGCACAACCUCAAGCUCACUUACCAGACCCUGUCGACAAAGCUUGAGGGAUUCAUCAAUCAGCUGAAGGUUGCCACUCAGGGAGUCGGCAUUCAGUGUGCGAUACUCAACCACAUCCUGAACGUGAUCCGGGAGGCGUGGGACACCCCGGUGUACGGCAGGGACAUCGCCUAUGGACUGUGCGACAUCGUCCGGUUAGAGGGUCUUCUGGACAUGCUGGUCAACAACUGUGUGGACGCCACCGAUGACUUGCUUGUCACUUCAGUUGAUCUCUUGGAACAGGUGAUGUCAAUAAAGAACAGAGAAAGAGUUGCCAAAAUCGGACUCGUUACCGUGGUUCAGAUGACGAGGAACGCGCUGGGGAAUUGCAAGCUUGCUAGAGCCACCACAGGAAUCCUCGAGAACCUCUUCAAGCUGUCGGAGGAAACCUGCACCCGCGUGAUCAACCUCGGCGGCCUGGACGUCAUCCUGCACUGGUGCCGCUGCAGCAAUGUCGACGUCCUGCGGCGCUGCGCGAAGGCCCUUGCGAACCUGUCGCUGUUCGGAGGCUGCGAGAACCAGGAGGUGAUGGCCAAGCGGAAGGUCCCCGAGUGGCUGUUCCCCCUGGCAUUCAGUGAUGAUAACAGUGUGCGUUAUUAUGCCUGCCUCGCAGUCAGUGCUCUCGUGGCCAACAAGGAGCUGCAGGCCCCGGUGAUCAAGUCGGGCACGCUCGAUCUUGUCCUGCCGUUCAUCAGCUCCAACAAGCCGUCGGAGUUCGCCCAGAACGAUAUCAGCCACAAGCAGGGCCGGGACAAGAACUGGCUGGAGCGACUUAUUCCUCUACUCUUCAGCCGCAGGCAGGAGGCCCAGGCUCUCGCGGCGUUUCAUUUCGCCAUGGAGUCAUCCAUAAAAGCUGAACAAGGUCGACAAGAGAUAUUUUAUGAAAUCAAUGCGGUGGAACCUCUCAAGAAGCUGGCGAGUAGUCCCAAUGAUGUGGCGUCAAAACUAGCCGCUGAGGCCCUCAAGACGAUCGGAGAGAAAAUCCCUCACACCCUGUCUCAACAAGUACCACUGUGGACGGUCCCAGAUGUUGUGUAUUGGGUAUCACAGGUGGGUUUUGCUGAAUACUGCUCACAAUUUGAGAUUGCGCAGGUGGAUGGUGACCUUCUGCUCAUUCUGACAGACGAAGAUCUACAAGAUGGCCUGGGGAUGAAGUGCAGCAUCGUCAGGAAGAGGUUUCUACGAGAACUGAAGUCAUUAAAAAUUACUGCUGAUUACUCGGCGUGCGACACGACCGGACUGGACAACUGGCUAAUGGGCUUGUUCCCAGACUUGUCCCAGUACACCUACAACAUGCUGCGACAGGGUGUCGACAAGUACAUGCUGCACUGUCUGUCGGAGGAAGAGCUGCGGAACGAAUGCGGAAUCACCAACAGCAUUCACCGCAGGAAGAUCAUACAACACAUGGAUGAGAUUGUUGAACAGACUUGUGACAUGACGUCCUUUGGUCCACUGCCGGUGUCUGACCUGUCCGCGAGUCUAGGUAAUGGAAUGAGGUGUAUCGACGUCUUCCUGUGUUAUCGCAGAUCCAGUGGCUCACAGCUGGCUAGUCUUCUCAAAGUUCACUUACAGCUUCGAGGUUUCACCGUCUUCCUUGACAUAGAUCGUCUCCGGGCAGGAAAGUUUGAUGAGAACCUGCUCCACAGCAUUCAGCUGUCGAGAAACUUCAUCAUCAUUCUUACCCACGAUGCAGUCGAUCGUUGCGUUGGUGAUAUUCACACAGAAGACUGGGUUCACAAGGAAAUUGUUACUGCUCUAGCCAGCAACACCAACAUUGUUCCCAUCAUGGACAACUUUGAAUGGCCUCCGCUUGAAAAACUACCACAAGACAUGCAUAAUCUUGUGCGCUUCAACAGUGUACGCUGGGUUCAUGACUAUCAAGAUGCCUGUGUCGAUAAGCUGGAAGCAUUUCUGAUUGGUGGAAGUCAAAAGGUGAAGCAGAAUCGCCAAAUCUCGCAUACAGGUUCCGCAAGCGGUUUAUCAUCGCCAUCACAGGAAGAUCUCUUACGAUCGAUGGAAGUGAGAAAAGUCGGCAGCUCAUCAUCCUUACACAGCAACCUACAUCAUUGAUCACUAGUACUGUCCAGACCAUCAUUACAAAGCACUUGUUUCUUUUUUAUUAUUUUUUUUAUAUUAUUAUAUUUGACAUAGGUACAUUACUGAUCUGUAGUACAGUUGUGAGAGUUUUUUUUUUUUUUUUAUAAAUGGCACUGAUCAGUAGUAUUAUCUGGUUCACAUGGUUCAUAGCGGUCUUUAAAUUCUUUGAAAGUCUUUGAAUUUGAAAUUUUUUAUUUUUGAGGUCUUUGAAAGUCUUUGAAUUUGAAUUUUUUUAUUUUGAGGUCUUCGAAAGUCUUUGAAUGGUAAUAAAAGUCUUUAAAUUCUCACAAAUCAUAGCCAAAGCAACGAUGAUAUCUUUUACAGCUGCAUGCACUUGAUAUUUUUCAGUUACAAGGUUUAAUCUGUCAUGAUGCAUGUAAAAAGCUGAAUCAUUCAUUUCUUUGUCGUUUUUGUUUUGGUGGUUUUGGG